Molecule: messenger RNA, 1803 nt
Organism: Ogataea haglerorum
Lineage: Eukaryota; Fungi; Ascomycota; Pichiomycetes; Pichiales; Pichiaceae
Exons: 1
Coding region: 1-1803 (600 amino acids)
Biological process (GO): carnitine metabolic process
Cellular component (GO): peroxisome; mitochondrion
Molecular function (GO): carnitine O-acetyltransferase activity
Source: RefSeq, a predicted model, not a curated record
AUGACUGUGAGACACAAAUCCGGAACCGCAAAAGGCUCACUGUUCAAGUACCAGGACCAGCUGCCAUCGCUGCCGGUGCCGUCUCUCAGCAAGACGCUCGAGCGGUACAAAAAGUCCAUCCAACCGUACUAUAUGCGCGGAGCAAGCGACCCUUAUCUGCGGUACUGCUCUGUGAUCGACGACUUUGCGAAGACACAGGGCCCGAAGCUCCAGCAGAAGCUCGAGCAGUUUGCCGCGGACAAGCGCAACUGGCUCUCGCAUUGGUGGGACGAUUAUGCGUAUCUUACUUAUAGGGACCCUGUGUCACCGUUUGUGUCCUAUUUUUUUCACCACAAGGAGCUCAAUUCCAAAAUUGGCAAGGACCAGGUCACCAAGGCGGCAUGUCUUGCAUCAAAGACGCUGGAGUUCAUGGAGGCCAUCGAGACACAAACUCUGGAGCCCGAGCUGAUCAAGAACAACCCAUUUUGUAUGGAAAGCUUCAAGUGGAUGUUUAACAACUGCAGAGUGCCGGAGCCAGACAGAGACACAAACCCACGCUUCAGUCCCGAGCAAAACAGAUAUAUGAUUGUUAUUGCAAACAACAGGUUUUACAAGCUGUUGCACCAUGUGGACGGAGAGCGCGUCGGGCUAGCAGAUCUCGCCGCCAACAUACAGGCCAUCAGGACACACGCAGACACGCUGCCUCCGGUGAAGAAUGCGGUCGGCGUGCUCACAUCCACCGACCGUGAUGUGUGGGCCACAAACUAUGCAGAGCUUGUGAAAAACCCGGUUAACAGGCAGUCGUUGCAGGCAAUUCAGGCGUCGUCGUUCGUGCUCUGUCUCGACGACGAUUAUCCAAUGACGAUCGAGCAGCAGUCGCGCAACGCGUGGCACGGAAACGGAACCAACAGAUGGUUCGACAAGCCGGUGCAAUUCUUCGUUUCUCGAAACGGCACAUCAGGGUUCCUUGGUGAGCACUCCAAGAUGGACGGCACUCCGACUCUGAGGAUGAACGACUGGCUCGUGCGCGAGCUGGAAAAGAUGCAGCCUCCGGAGGAGACGUACAGCACACAGCUCUUCCGAGAACUACAGUUCGACGUGUCGGCAAAAACACAGACCGCUAUUGAGAACGCCAAGGCAAGUUUUGACAAUACUGUCAACGCAUUGGACCUGCGAGUGUGGCAGUUCCACGGGCUGGGAAAAUCGCAGAUCAAGUUGUUCAAGGCGUCUCCCGACGCGUUCAUCCAAAUGCUCAUUCAGUUGGCCUAUUACAAGUACACGGGCACUGUGAGACCCACUUAUGAGUCUGCGUCCACGAGAAAGUAUUUUGCAGGCCGCACAGAAACGUGCCGGUCGGUCUCCAACGAGUCGUUGCAUUUUGUGAGAACAUGGGAGGACGUUUCGACUACUAAGGAACAGAAAAUCGCGGCCUUCCGCGACGCUGUGUCUGCGCACGUCGAGUAUAUCACUGCUGCCUCUGAUGGUCGCGGAGUCGACAGACAUCUGUUUGGUCUUUCGCAAAUGUGUGAAGAGGAGAAACACGACUUUUUCAAAGAUCCUAUCUUUGCAUACUCCUCGUAUUGGUACCUGUCAACUUCUCAACUCAGUUCGGAACAGUUCAACGGGUACGGCUGGGCGCCAGUCGUGCCAGAGGGUCUUGGCCUUGCCUACAUGGUAAACAACGAUUGGCUGCAUGUGAACGUGACAGUGUUCAAAAACAACCAGCUAGGGCUCGAGGCCGACAAGAUGGCAUAUUACCUUGGUUUGGCAGCCCGCGAGCUCAAAGAGACGCUCACGAGCGAGACCAUCAAGGCCAAGCUCUAG